AUGUCCAUACGUGUGCUGAACGUCGCCGAAAAACCCAGCGUCGCUAAGGAGGUGUCCCGAAUCCUGAGCAAUGGAUCCGCAAGGUCAUCUCGGGGACCGGCUCGCUUCAACCCCAUUUGGGAGUUCAACUACAGUAAUGUGGAGGGGCACCCCGCAGUCAUGGUGUUCACGUCCGUCGCGGGACAUCUGAUGGAAGUCGAGUUUCCGGACGGGUACCGCAAAUGGCACGGCUGCAGCGAUGUAGACCUAUACAGCUGCCCGGUGGACAAGAGGGUGCCGCAGGACCGUACGGAUCUAAAGCGGCAGUUGGAGCAGUUGUCACGGCAGUGUCAGUGGCUGGUGUUGUGGCUGGAUUGCGACAGGGAGGGGGAGAACAUCAGCUUCGAGGUCAUGGCGGUGUGUCGCGCGGCGAAUCCUCGGCUGGUGAUUCGCCGCGCUCGCUUCUCCGCCCUCAUCCCGCGGGAGCUACAACGCGCUAUGGCCACGUUAGGACAGCCCAAUGCCAAUGACGCGGCGGCGGUGGACGCGCGACAGGAGAUUGACUUGCGGAUUGGGGCCAGCUUUACACGCUUCCAGACGAAACAGCUGCGGGACCGUUUUGACUUGUCCGGCAUCGCUGCCGUACGAGAACGUAUUCAGCAGGACGGCCGAGCUCCAGUCCUCAGCUACGGCCCGUGUCAGUUUCCCACGCUGGGUAUUAUCGUACAGCGGGCGUGGGAGGUGCAAAACCACGUCAGGGAGCAGUUUUGGACCAUCCAUGUGGCUUAUCGAGAGGCCCCAACAGCAGGAGGGGGCAGUUGCGUGUUUGAGUGGGCCAGGGGGAGACUAUUCGAUGAGGCAGUGGCGGAGAUGUACUACGAGAUCUGCGAGGAGGCCGGUACGGCAGUGGUGGUGUCUGUACGGGGUACUACACGAACCCGGCAGGCUCCCGCUCCUUUGAGCACGUUGGAAAUGCAGAAACGCGCUACGGCAAAGCUACGGAUGUCCGGUGAGCGCAUCAUGAAGUUGGCCGAGGAGCUUUACCAGGCUGGGUUCAUCAGCUACCCCCGUACGGAGACGGACGUGUUUGACCCGGGCAUGGACUUGCAGGGUAUCGUAACAGAGCACACGGGGGACCCCCGCUGGGGCCGCCACGCGCAACGUAUCCUCAGCGGGGAGCUGUGGAGACAACCGCGACCCGGGGGUCACGACGAUAAGGCCCAUCCGCCCAUACACCCCACACGGCACAGCCUGGGCGAGCACGACUGGAGCCAUGACAAGCGUCAGCUGUAUGAGUUUGUUGUACGGCACUUUCUGGCGUGCUGCUCCAAGGACGCGGUUGGCUCCGAAACCCAGGUGGAGAUUGACAUUGGGGGCGAGCGUUUCCGUACGACGGGCCUUAUGGUCCUGGAGCGCAACUGGCUUGACGUGUAUCCGUACAGCGGUUGGGGCGGCAACGACAACCUGCCGAAGCUAACGGUUGGACAGAGCUUCGUUCCUUCGGAGAUGCGAUUAAGAACGGGCUCCACAGAGCCGCCGCCGCGUCUGUCGGAGCGCGACCUGAUCGCCAAGAUGGAGGCAUACGGCAUUGGUACGGAUGCAACGGUGGCCGAGCACAUUCAGAAGCAGUUGGAGAGGGGAUAUGCUGAGAAGGACGAAGGGGCGCUGACGUUCUGGCCGACCCCCCUAGGUGAGGCGCUAAUUAGCGGCUACUGCCGUAUGGGACUCGACGACUUAUGGAAGCCCGAUCUGCGCGGUAAGAUCGAGGCCAGCAUUAGAGAUGUGGCGGCGGGGAGAGUGAGCAAGGAUCAGGUCCUCCAGGAGGCCAUUCAGUUCUUCCGGGCGGAUUUCCUGACGGCGCAACAGCGGGCGGGGAUGCUGGCAGCGGAGAUGGCCCGGUUCCUUCCUACGGCAGGCGGCGGUGGUGGUGGCGGCGGCGGCGGCGGCGGGCCGCCGCCCGUCGGUCCUCUGCUGGGCACGUGUCAGAGCUGCGGCGGCUCCUCCCUAGUACUGACCCGUGGUUCGGAGGGACGCUACGUGGCGGUGUGCUCCAGUACCUCCGUGUGCGGGUACAGGCUGGCGCUGCCGCGCGCCGUGGCGGAUGCCUCCGUAUCCUCCCAGCCCUGCGGCCGCUGCGCGCUCAGCGGUGGCGGCGGACCCCUCAUGCGAGCUGACCUCAGAUUUCGCAUGGGGCAAAUGCCGCCAGGCAUCCUGCAGGUGCACUAUGAUAAUGGCGGUGGUGGUGGGGAUGAUGACGGUGGCGGCAGCCAUGACGGCGGCGGCGGCGGAAAUGGUGGCCGGGGACGACGGGGACGUCGUACGGCCUCCGCGUCGCGCGCGGCUGGCCGCGGUGACGGCGCAAAGUCACGAUCCAGGUCCGAGCCAGCUGCCGCCCGAGCCCGUGGGACGCGAGCUAAUGCCGACCGCAGCGGCGGCGGCGGCGCCGCUGCCUCCGCCGCCGCCGCUACGUCCGCUGAGGCACCGCUGUGUCCACGUCAUAACCUGCCGUGCCGUCGCGCUGUGUCUAGGAGUACUGCCAAUCCGAACCGGCCGUUCUUCACAUGUGGACACUCGGAGCGCGCGGAGCAGGACUCGUGUGGGUGUUUCCUGUGGGAAGACCAGUGGGACGGGUGUCGAGUAGCGCCGAUGCGCAACAGCGGUGGCGGCCGGGGUGGCGGCGGCGGCGGAGGAGGAGGAGGAGGGGGGGCGGUCUUUGCAUCCGCCAUUGGCGGGAUGCACGGAGGCGUUGGCAGUGGUGGCGGCGGUGGAUCAGGCGUUUGUUACCGAUGCCAGCAGCCGGGGCAUUUUGCGCGCGACUGCCCCAAUGCAUGAGAGUCGGGGAAGACUUGACUGGGAGAGGAGGGAGGUGAAGACAUUCGAAAGUUGCAAUGGACCAGAGGGAGGAUUGCGCGGGGGUUGUAAUGCACCUGGCAACGUGCGCGCCCGUGUAUGAUGAAAUGGAAAGAAAGGGUUGCGUUUGGGGUUACGGACGUAUAUGCACAAAUGAGAGCAGUCUGCCUUGACGCGAUGAAGUGGAGGCCAUUGUUCCUCCUGCGUACAGUCAACUCCUGUACUCGCAUGGACCG
Molecule: messenger RNA, 3065 nt
Organism: Volvox carteri f. nagariensis
Lineage: Eukaryota; Viridiplantae; Chlorophyta; Chlorophyceae; Chlamydomonadales; Volvocaceae
Exons: 18
Coding region: 1-2811 (936 amino acids)
Biological process (GO): DNA topological change
Cellular component (GO): nucleus
Molecular function (GO): zinc ion binding; DNA topoisomerase type I (single strand cut, ATP-independent) activity; DNA binding
Source: RefSeq, a predicted model, not a curated record